GCUUUUAGUUCAGUUCCAGCUGGUCAGGCGUUUGCACUUUCUUUCCGACACUUGGUGUUUUUUUUUUAUAAAUCGAAUUUGUGUUUUGAUUUUUUUGCCUCACCAUACAGCACGCAGUGAGUCUAGUUGGAGGAACUGGAAGGAACGACAUUGUUUGUGAGAUUUGAGAUUCGAUUACUGGAGUGCUGCGAGAUCGAGAGCCUCUUUGUUCCAGCUUUUGUGUAAACAUCUGGGGAAAAGCUGGAGCAGUUUUGGUUCAGUGCAUAAGGAACAAACAAUUCGAUUGUGCUAAUCGUGCUAAUUGAGUUUCUGGUUGUGAACUGCGAUCGAAGCGACCAAGAACGUUCACUUUCGAAAGCACGACUGCUUAGAAGGCUUUGGAUUCAAAAGGUUCGUUUGUGAAUGCAUCCUUUUGGUAGUGAGAACCAUGUAAGCUGGAUACCUCUGGGAAACCAUUGACUGUGUAUAAUUCGAAAGAGAGGAAAAAACGGACCUAUUUCAAACGAAGAGAAGUGAACCAGUAGUGCAACGAAAGAAGAUACAAAACAGUACAAACGGUCAGAGUGUGAUUGUGCAUAAAAACCGAAUUUUUUUUAGUGAAUAAGCUAAACCUUCGAAGAAACAGUAAAGUGUGAGUGAUCGAACGUUUGGUUACUUUUAAACUGAUAAAACAAAACUGACGGAAAGUUUUAAACACAAACGCACCGCCGGAAGAAUCUUUGGGAGGUUUUAAUUUUACGAAAAAAAAAGCCUAUCGAAUUCCUGCCUUUAAUUAGUGAGACAAAGACCGAACGACUUUUCUUCUGUUUACUGUUUUAAUGGCUAUGAAGAUGAAUCUGUCGUUUGCUGGAUGCGGUUUUCUGGGAAUCUAUCACGUUGGUGUUGCUGUCUGUUUCAAAAAGUAUGCCCCCCAUCUGUUGCUACAUCGGAUCAGUGGAGCCUCGGCGGGAUCGCUGGCCGCAUGCUGUCUGCUGUGCGAUAUGCCGUUAGGUGAAAUGACCUCGGACUUCUUUCGGGUGGUCAACGAAGCCCGCAGCCAUUCGCUGGGUCCGUUCAGCCCGCGGUUCAACAUCCAGACGUGCCUGCUGGAAGGUUUGCAGAAGUUCUUGCCGGCGGAUGCACACGAACGCGUCAACGGCAAGCUGCACAUCUCGCUUACCCGGGUCUAUGACGGCAAGAAUGUCAUCGUUUCGCAGUUCAACAGCCGGGAGGACUUGCUGCAGGCCCUGCUCUGCGCGUGCUUCAUCCCGGUAUUUUCCGGUCUCCUGCCGCCUCGCUUCCACGGGGUACGCUACAUGGACGGUGCCUUCUCGGACAACCUACCGACCCUGGACGAAAACACCGUCACCGUGAGCCCGUUCUGCGGCGAAUCGGACAUCUGCCCCCGGGACAACAGCUCCCAGAUGUUUCACGUCAACUGGGCCAACACCAGUAUUGAACUGUCCAAGCAGAACAUGAACCGCUUCGGACGGAUCCUGUUCCCACCGCGGCCGGAAAUUCUGUCCUCGUUCUGCCAGCAAGGCUUUGACGACGCGUUGAACUUUCUCCAUCGCAACAAUCUGAUCAGCUGCACCCGAUGCCUCUCGGUGCAGUCGACCUUCUCGCUGGCGGACCAACCGAAGCAGCUGGAGGAUCAGCUGCUGGAGGAGUACGAUCCCGAGUGCAGUGAAUGCAAGGACUGCAACGAACACCGACAGAACGCCCUGGACGGAAGCAUGCCCGAUACGGUGUUGACCGUGUUCCAGACCUACAUCGAGGAGGCGAACAAAGGACUGAUGAAUUGGGUAUUCCGACACCGGGGAGCGAGAUUGCUCAAGGCAUUGUCACUUCCGGCCACAUUGCCAGCGGACAUCAUGGUUGCCACCUUAACCAACGCCAUCGACGAACGCGUCGAACGGCGCCAGUUCCGGUACAAGGUUCUAGGUAACAUAGUCUGCCCCUCGACUGGCAGUUUGGAUGGUGGUAGUGUAGUUGGUCCGGUAAAUCCCCGCUGUCGUCAAUGUCUGGCACGGCAGCAGCGAGCAUUGGCACUGGUAGCAAGGGGUCCUGUUAAUAUCCGCACGGUUCCGGUUCCGCAGCCGAACAUGGAUCCGAUGCUUCAAGCACUCGAGACACGGCUGAAACGACUCCUGGUAGCAACCCCCACGAUCGGCAGUCAGCUGUGGUCCGUGAGUAAAUUCGCCCUCAAAACCCUAAACUUGAUUCUCCAGCGAAUCCGCCGGGAGCAGCAGAUGGCAGGCAGUUUGGAGUGCCAAAUGGCCUACACAGAGUACACGGGUAGCGGGGGCAAACUGGUGGGCACACGUACGAAGCGGCUGAGCCACCGUGCCUCAAUGGGAUCACUGGUAGAUGUGCGAGUUGACAAUGGGAACGAAUUAGUUGCCUUGCCGGGGACUGUGGGUUCCGCAACCGGUGACACACCUGACCAGCAUUACAACCACGAACAUCAACAAGGUCGGGAGGCAGCUGAACGGGAAGGUGAAGAGGAUGUUCAUCCGGAUUAUGACACAUUCGACCACAUCUUGCAGGCAACCUCUCAUCACGAUGCCAUGUAUGCCUAUUACUACCUGGACGCCAACAAUAAGGUGAAAGUAACGGAGAUCUUUGACAUGACGGACGAUGCCAACCCGGCCAUUCAGACGGAGCAGGAGCGGGAGGUGAACCAGCAGCUGGAGUUCGAUAACGAUUGGGAAACGACACAGCCAGAUUUCCUCUACACCGAUUCGUACGAUCGAGACAGUCUAAUGGAUCUCGAUGAGUUGAUCGAACCAUGCCUGUACCCGAACCAGCUACCCCAUACCCACCACUAUCGGCACCACUACGGCCAUCCGAACCAUUCCACCGAUCCGGUGGCGAUCCAGCAGUGGCAGCAGCUCCAAAUUGAAGAGCUGCCCAGUGAUGACACGCUGUACCUUCAACCGGAGGCCGACCAGCAGCAGGCUUUACUCUCCGAAGCCGCCACUCUGCUGCUCAGCAAGCCACCAUCGGCCUCAUCCUACUCGAUCUUCGAAAUGUGAACGGGUCUGCGACCU
This is a messenger RNA of Ochlerotatus camptorhynchus, 3032 nucleotides long. RefSeq names its product 1-acylglycerol-3-phosphate O-acyltransferase Pnpla3-like. The record is from RefSeq and is a predicted model, not a curated record. The coding region runs from base 819 to 3017 and encodes 732 amino acids. Gene Ontology annotation, biological process: lipid homeostasis; triglyceride catabolic process. Gene Ontology annotation, cellular component: membrane; lipid droplet; cytoplasm. Gene Ontology annotation, molecular function: triacylglycerol lipase activity. The transcript is spliced from 9 exons. NCBI's taxonomy places the organism in Eukaryota, Metazoa, Arthropoda, Insecta, Diptera, Culicidae.